ACCACACCAGGCAAGACCCCGUCCGUCCAUCUACCACAUCAUCGGCUCGUCACGUCACGCCAGCAGCGGCCACGACAAACCACAACGCCCGUCUUGACCUGCCCAAGCACAAUACCCGAGGACGCGACCAGACUGCCGCCAGCGCCAGCUCUCUGCGCGCACCACCUUUGUCUUUCCUCGGCCGACCCUCACCCCUGGCCAAGCUGCUGUCACCGUCACCGCCGCACGAUCUGCGUGAGCAACAUUCCAGCCCUCGACUCUCGCCGCGCACCCUGCUGCUCCCGUAGCACAAUACCGUGGCCACGUCCCCAGGAACGCUAUCCAAGGCCACAUCCGUCCGCCUGCAAUGGGCGCCUUCUGAGCCACCCGCCACACUCCCCCAGCAACGCGCACGCGAUGGAUUCACGCCAACACCCGCCCGGGUUACCUUUCUCCCGUGGCAGCGCUGGCUCGCCCGCCCACUACACGCGCUCGCCCUUCCCGCCCGCGACCAACAGCUCAAACACGACGCCUUCGCCAUACCCGCCCGGUCACCAGCCAAACUCGGCCAGCCCGGCCGCGCCGCCUCCUGGGUCCUAUCCCGAACACCCACAUCAGCAGCACCAGCACCAGCACCAGCGCCACCCAUCCGACUCGGCCACGACGUACUACUCCCAGUCGCGACCUCCAUACUCGUCGGCCGAACAUGGCGCUCCAUCCGCUCACCACGCCUCCGCGCACGCGCGGCACCAUAGCUCCUCCUCGAUCGGCGGACCCUUGAACCGCAAUAUGCCACCGCCUUCGCCGCCCCGAGCCGAGCAGAACAGCCACUACGGUGGUCCUCCACCAUCACACGCCCGCCCACCGUCGCUGGGACCUUCAGGAGCCUUCGCGUCUGGGAGAGAACUGCCUGCGCUCAACUCGAUACCAAGAAGUGGAAGCAGCAUGUCCAUCUCGGCCAUGCUGGGAGGCCCGUCUCCAGCACACCGCGAGACGACACCCGGGCACUCGGCGCACGCGCCUUACCCGCCACCAGCGACAGCCGCACCCUCCUCGGCAUCUCCUUACGCCGGACCCGUACACGCUUCGCCCCGUAUGCCACCUUCGAGCGCCUCCGACCCAUAUGCGCGCCGCCCUCACACCCCCGAAGCCGGACGACACUACGAUGGGCGCGAGCCUCGAAACAGCUCCGCUCCGUCACCCUCACACCCAGCAUACGGCACACCAGAGAUGGCGAGGUAUGCUUAUCCCCCCAGGGGGCCGUCGAUGGGCCCUGGCGAGGAGCGCAGGGACCUGCCACCACGUGCCGGAACAGGCAGCGUUCCGCCGCAGGCGGGCAAUCCACCACGAUCACACAACUCGUCAGGUGCGCGGUCGGUAGAUAUGGGCAGAGGUCCGAUGGGAGCUGAGCCAUUGUACGGACGCAGGGAAGACCCCAGACCUCCGGGUCUCGGACCGGGAGAAUAUAACACGGAUCGGGCGGCUCGUGGCGCACCUUUCGAGGACGUGCGCAGAUUCGUCCCCGACCGUGAUGCGAGAGCACAGCUAGAGUCGCAGUUCCGGGACAGAGACCGCCGGGAUCGCUUGUCGUUCGAGGAUCCGCACCGUGCAGCGUACGGCCACAUGCCUGAGCAGGAGCGACUGGAACGAGAACGAGAGAGAGAACGUGAGCGGAUGAGGAGUCUUGAGCAGGAACGGGAGCGGGAUGCACACCGAGAUAUGGAGCUGCGGGAGAGGCAACGCCGAGAAAGGACAACUUCAGAUCCACACCGGCCUCCGGUCCAACACGCCCAGCCACCAGCAUAUGGUAAACACGACCCCCGUGAUCCACGAGACCCCGCGGGAUGGCCGCGACAGGGUUACGAGCAGCACCCAGGUGGAAGAGGUCCUUACGACCAACCGCAUCACGACUAUCCGGCUGCGACGACCGGCUCCGCCUAUCCAGGCCACCCUGCGUAUGCUGCGCACGCCACCGAGCGCUAUCCACCUAGCGGUCCUCCGCCGCCACACGCGCUGCCGCCAGGACAUGGUGGCCCGCUUCCCACCAGUGCGUAUGGAUCGCCUGAGCGUGGUCGCUACUCACAACCCCCGGGGCCGCCGCCACCGCACGUGCAUGCAGGGGCACCCCGCCGGCCAGGCGAGGAUCCUCUGCCGCCGACUUCAGCAUACAACCCUCCAGGGACCGGCCUGUUCGAUGGACGGCCGCGUCACGUCGAGGAGGGACCAAGCAUGCCAGGGCAGCCGAACAGGCUUCUUCACAUCCACGAGAUCAACCGGAAAGGUCGCGUGUCUCCUCUGCCUCAGGCAGUACAGGGCGCACAACCGCAGCUGCAAGGUCCUGGUGGUGAGCCGGGCAUCAAGAGCGAGUUCGGACGAAUGUUUUCUGGUAUUGGCAGCGGUGUCCGUGGCAUUGGCGGGUCGAGUCCGAUUCCUUCGGGCGCGCAACUGUCAUUCUCAAGCCACCCAGUGAUUGGUCGCCGCGACGAUGCGGAGCUGGCUCACGACGCCGAUGACACGCCAGCCAAGACCAAUGGCAAGGCCAAGCGUCGCAAGGCCAAGGAUGACGACGGAAAGGGUGAUGACGACAGCAAUGGCCGGUCCACGCCUCUGGGCCGCGUCAAGCGUCCCAAGACGCAUACUCAUCACCACCACCAUCACAGCCACCAUCACCAUCACCACCACGGCCCCGAAAGGACGGCAUCACCACUGCCAGCAGGCGGCUCCUUCAAGGGCGCCAAGUCAACGACGCCAAUACCACUGCCCAACGUUGGUGCCAAGGAUCCCCCGCUUACACACCAUCAUCACGUUCCAAGGUCGGCGGUGCCGAAACACACAGCUCCGGUGGUAGCGAUCACGCCAAAGUCCAAGAAAAUUGUAUCUUCGAAAGCUGUAUAUGACUCGGUCGCUGGCAGGGAGCGGCGGCACCUAGGCGAGUUCCUGUACAAUGUGACUCUAAAGCCUGUACCGCGUCGCUCGCACGCCAAGACCAGCUACGUCUCGACGCCGGAGCCACUGCCUAAGGAGCUGAUCAAGGGCAACGAGAACUGCACGCUGCUAGUCAAGGUGCCGCGGGUACAUCUGACGCCAUCGGCACGGGAAGAGCUCACAGCCCGUCGGUCGAUCUGGGGCACAGAGGUGUACACGGAUGACUCUGACGUUGUCGCGGCGUGCAUACACGACGGCUGGAUCCGGGGAGAAUGGGGUGACGAUGUCGACGCCAGCCUGCUGGACCUGAAUCAGCCAACCUCGAAGUCCAGGAAGCCCAAGAGUGGCAUUGCAGAGCACAGCUCGCAGCAGCAACAAAACCUCGAAGUCCUUACCGCACGGCCAGAGGCGCCGGUCCCGAUCCCCGUGGACAGGGACCUGCACGUCACCGUCCUGAUCCUGCCCGCGCUCGAAAAGUACUCGGGCAUGACACGCUUUGGCAUGACGAGCCGCGAAUGGGGUCCCAGUGGACAGCAGCAUUCUCUCAGCCACAAGCCACACGACGGCAUCAGCUUCGCGAUCCACUCUGUGCGCUGGGUCGACGGCGCCGCGCCCGUCGGCCGGCUCCGGGGCAAGGCCAGGCGAGACAGAAUCCGCAAGGCCAUGGGGGAGGUGAACAAGGCGCAGCUCGUCGAUGUCGUGCUGAAGGAGGUCAGCCCCGGUGCGACUGCUGCGAUGGGCAAUGGUGCGCAGCAAGGCCAGGGGCAGGACGCCGACAAGAUGGACGAGGAUGUCGAGGCGCCAGGAGGCAAGGACGACAAGGAUGUGCACGGGGAGGUGGAUAAGGAGAACCGGCCUGAGCCAGGAAACAAUGUCGCGGAUGCUGCUGCUGGGGCGGUUGGGUUGGAGGCGGCGGCGGAUGAACAGGACAAGGCAAAGAACGCGACGCAGGAUAGCCGUGAAGGGCACGUCGGUGGUGCAGCUGCUGCCGCUACUACUACUGGUGCUGCUGUUUGACAUCUCGGAGGUGUCACUGUCCGCUGACAGCAAUGAACGCCUCGGAGCGAGGCAGUAGUGUACAUUUCACCAAGUGUAUAUACACAGGAGUAUAUGACGGUGAUUCCUUGAUGUAAAUCAUUCCCCGGGAACAAAAGCAAUAUAUACCACCAGCGUUUUUGUACUUUU
This is a messenger RNA of Microdochium trichocladiopsis, 4089 nucleotides long. Its product is annotated as histone deacetylation protein Rxt3-domain-containing protein. NCBI's taxonomy places the organism in Eukaryota, Fungi, Ascomycota, Sordariomycetes, Xylariales, Microdochiaceae. The coding region runs from base 397 to 3921 and encodes 1174 amino acids. The record is from RefSeq and is a predicted model, not a curated record. The transcript is spliced from 2 exons.